Triticum dicoccoides is the source of this 1284-nucleotide messenger RNA. RefSeq lists its product as uncharacterized. Lineage: Eukaryota; Viridiplantae; Streptophyta; Magnoliopsida; Poales; Poaceae. The record is from RefSeq and is a predicted model, not a curated record. The coding region runs from base 1 to 570 and encodes 189 amino acids. The transcript has 3 exons.
AUGGGCGGUGGUGGCCUUGGCGCCAUGGGUGGCGGUGGCCUUGGCGCCAUGGGUGGCAUGGGUGGCUUCAGAGAACCGGUGCUCCCCGCCGCCUGCCUCUCUUACCCAUGUGAAGCUACCACUCCCUUCCUCCUCCGCCAGCCCCAAGAGUGCCCACCCCGUUGCCCGGUCGGCUGCACCAGCGCCCUGCCGGUGGCGCUCGUCGGCCCUCCCCGCCGGCCCCGCGCCGUGCCCGUCGUCUCCUCAAUCUGUUGUCAGGGGACAUGCCAGCGCCCUCCCAGUGGCCAUCGCCGGCCCUCCCCGCCGUCCCCGUGUCGUAUCCGCUAUCUCCCCAAUCCGCAGCUAGGGGACACGCCAAGAAGCUUCAGUCAUGAGGCCGUCGCGCCGGAGGUCUUCCAUCUCAGAUUUGUUUUCUUUACGGGUGUUGUCAAGAAUUUCAUCAUGGCCACUGCUUUCCCACCGAGGUAUUUGCCGCAUGCAGCCAUGCACAAGUGUCGUCACUUGCAUCUCCUCUGUGCGUUCCCGUCACUCCAUGCCGCACGAGGCUGCAGUCACCACACCCUUGAGUAGGUAAUUCAUCAAUUGAUAGUUUUUGUCCCUGCCGUGACUUGCAUCUUUCUACCUUGCUUCAAAUUUAAUUUGAUUGAAUGUCAAAUAAAGAUCAACUUUAUCUCUGAUUGAUUCAUGGAAGUGCAAGCUGAAUUAUAUUCAGGAUAUUCUGAUUAUUACUUCCAAGUUAUAUUCUAACACAAUGUCUUUGGUUUAACAACUUGCAAGUGUUUCUUGUACUGAUGUUAACCUCAUAAAAAAGACUCCCAGGUGGACAUCUGCUAUAAAUAAUCAGGUACUUCUUUCUCAUUAUCAAAUUCAAAUACUCAGUGAAACUAUCCAAUGGAUGGACUGGUUGUUUAACACUGAAUCAUCAACACUUUAUUCUCAUCUUAUCUCCUCUUCCAUUCACUGAAACAUCUGCAGUGCACGCUUGUUACUUCUUUGACUGCUUGAACAUAAAUAUUGAGAAAACUCAAUUUUCUAUGGGCAUGAAUAAUCUUUCGAUUCAUACAUAAAAUCAAAAUGUGGUUCCAGUUCCAGGAGGUAUGGCAUGAUUUCUCUGCUGGCGUGUGUGUGUGUUGCUUGUUUGUCUGUUGCCGGCUGGAUUGCACAGCGGCGAUGCCGGGAGCCGGGGGUCAUUGGAAAAGUGAGAUGCCGACGUCACUCAAAACGAUCCUUGCAUGGUAUUGACAGAAUCAUCCACAAAUUAUUUGAUGGCAUUGACCCUUGCUU